CUUAUUGCUCCUCCUCCCUUCCUCAGCAACUGAAAAUAGUCUUUUUGAAAAGAGGGCAAUAUAUUUGAAGACAGAAACCAUCGACAUAGCACCUGAUUCAGAAACUUUGUAUGAAAAUACUACAGCUAUCCCAGAAGCUCAACAAAGUUCUAAUCAAAUAGUUGGGACAGAAGAAAAAACUGUUCCAGUAUAUGUCCUUAUUGAAUCAAACAAUUUAAUUCUGAACUGCUUGACUGAAAAACUAUUAAUGCAGAGAAUAAUUGAUCCCAAAUACCACUGGACUGGACCUCUGGGGACCAUAACUAAAGAAUCAAACAAAUUUAUUCUGAGUGAUGAUGGUAACUUGGAGAUUUAUAAUGUUAAGGGCAGUGAUUCUGGGAGGUAUACUUGCAAAGUAAAAUAUAUAGAUAACACUGAACAAAUGACUACAGAAAUCCAUUUCAUGGUGUAUGUAUAUCAUAUACCAGACAAGAGCAUAUAUCUGUCAUCUGAAUUCACAGCUGGAACCUGCAAGACUAAUACAGUUGUGUCCUAUGAAAAAUAUCUCUUAGAGAAAUUGGAGAGCUUAAUUUCCAACCUGAAUUGUGAGAUCAAACAGUGGAGUGUCCAGUGUCAUACUUCUACAGACACAUUGGAAAAGAUAACAUAUAAGCUUACUGUUCAGUUUGGAGUAUUCCCUUUCAUGCUGACUGUAGCGGAAGCCUGUAAAGGUUCUCAAUGUGAAAAUUCUACAAGCAACAUCAGAAAGGCAUAUGAAAAUAUCAAGGAAUUCUUUGAAGCACAAAAGACUGACUCCUCUCACACUGAUCAUUUGCAUUUUAUUCCUGGCACUCUCACUGGUGUUAAAGUGGAUCAUUGCAAACCAGGGUUUGGAAAAAACAUAAAUGUAAUGAACAAUAAUACAGUGUGUCCUGGGUGCUGUGUAGCAUGUCCACCAGGUAGAUUCAGUGCAAAAUAUGAUACAGUUUGCAUAUUGUGUCCUGCUGGGUCCUAUAAUGAAAGGUAUGCCCAAGUAGAAUGUGAAAAUUGUCCAGAAGCAGAGAGCAGUGAUGGAAAAGGUGCAAAAACAGAAAGUCAAUGUCAUAGAAUUCUACCAAUGUGGAUGGCGUUUUUAAUAUCUUCCGCAGCAACCUGUAUUAUUCUUGUGACAACUUGGGCCAUCAUAAUCAAGUGUUGUAAAAAAACAAUAGCUGCCCAGUACAUCAGAGAAGCAGAGUCUGACAUUAAGAAGAGGCUGCAGGAAUUUGCAAAUAUUGCCAGUGACACAGAAAUUCAAGAGCAAAGAAAUAAAUUAAGUCCCAUCAAACUGCAGGGAAACAAGGGUGACUUUCUAGAAGAAGAAUCAAUGGCAUUAUUAAGCACACCUUCUACAUCUUCCCCACUUGCUGGUACAAGCUUGUCUCCAGAUCAAACAAGACUAAGUGAAUUAGAAACUAGCUUUGAAGACCACUCAUCACCCACUCUGGAAAAUAAAAAUAAUGUAGUUCCAAAUAACCUGCCACACAACCAACAGAGACUCAUUGGAAUAAUGAAAACCAAUUUGCCUUAAGUGAGAUUCUUACACUUAUGUGAGAUUCUUCAACGCUUUGCAUGAAUCUGCAGUGAGACACAGGAGAUACAUGAAUUGUUACCUAAAGAUUGCAUAUGGAAAAACUGAAAAAUUGAUGUGCUUAAUGAGAAACUGAAAAGCAGGAGAAAGCACUAUCAGUCUCUCAGAAUCGCCAACAAUAAAUGUGAAUUUUACUAGACAUUAUAGUAUUGCUUAAAAGAGAUGUGUAUUAAAAGUACACUCAACUCCCCAUGCCCCCAAAUGAGAUUUUCCAGAAUACUACAAAUAGUUAUUAAGGAAGUUUAUCUUACAGCAAUCGCUGUAAAACAAAACAAGUUAGACCAUGUGAUGCUUUAGAACAAGUGGCAACUUGUGGAUUCAAUAAAGGUGUGUGGAUGUGUAUAUCUAACUUUGGUGGGUUAUAGACUACCGCUUUGAGGCGGUCUGCCGCCGCCGCUGUUUGCUCCGUAAGGGAGCUGCUGCAGCCA
Messenger RNA from Sceloporus undulatus (fence lizard), 2037 nucleotides. RefSeq names its product zona pellucida-binding protein 2-like. Gene Ontology annotation, biological process: binding of sperm to zona pellucida; acrosome assembly. The transcript has 10 exons. The record is from RefSeq and is a predicted model, not a curated record. The coding region runs from base 248 to 1549 and encodes 433 amino acids. Lineage: Eukaryota; Metazoa; Chordata; Lepidosauria; Squamata; Phrynosomatidae. Gene Ontology annotation, cellular component: extracellular region; zona pellucida receptor complex; acrosomal vesicle.